Molecule: messenger RNA, 1978 nt
Organism: Oreochromis aureus
Lineage: Eukaryota; Metazoa; Chordata; Actinopteri; Cichliformes; Cichlidae
Product: UDP-glucuronosyltransferase 2C1-like
Exons: 2
Coding region: 98-1681 (527 amino acids)
Molecular function (GO): UDP-glycosyltransferase activity
Source: RefSeq, a predicted model, not a curated record
UACAAAUACACACGUCACGUUCGAAAUACUGGUGCUUUGCAAAACAGUUCUCUUAUCACCGUGACCUUUGCUGGAUAAAGAAACUAUUCAUAUUACAAUGAAGGUGUUCUGCUGCUGCAUUGCUUUCCUGCUGCUCAUCUUUAUUCCCAGAUCCUGUGAAGGAGGCAACAUCUUGGUAUAUCCUUCUGAGGGCAGCCACUGGAUAAACAUGGAAAUUCUACUAAAGGCUUCGCACUCUAGAGGACACAAUAUCACCAUUCUGCGUUCUAGUAAAAGCUGGUACAUAAAAGAUAACUCAUCUUAUUACAGUGCCUUUACAGUUCCAGUGGAAAAUACUUUGGAUCAGACGUUCAUCACAAGAAUUGUUGCUGAGAUCAUAGAAUUUGAACGAGGAGCCCUCCCGUUGACAAGCUUUCUCCACAUGAGUGUAGGGAUGUUCAGCACAUUUAUUGAUGCCCACAAAGGUGUAGGUGCAGUAGUAACAGCAAUGCUGGAUGACAAACAGUUGAUGAGAAAAUUGAAAGACAGCAAGUUUGACCUGUUACUUGCUGACCCCUGCUGGGGUGGUGCAAUCAUUCUGGCCAAAUAUUUGAACCUUCCUUUGGUUUAUAAUGUUCGCUGGCUUAUAGCUACAGAGGCUCAUUUUUCCAUAGCCCCGUCACCAUUGUCUUAUAUUCCUAUAACAGGAACCGGGAAUAUUGACAAGAUGACCUUUUUGCAGAGAGUUAAAAACAUGCUUUUGCACAUAAUAACCCAAAUACAAAAUGAGCUCUUAGUUAGACUAGUAUACCAGAAAAUAACUGACAAAUAUCUUGGGCCUGGUUAUGAUUUCAAAGACUUAAUGAUCGAUGCAGACAUUUGGCUGAUGAGAGUGGACUUUGUGUUUGAGUACCCACGUCCCACAAUGCCUAAUGUUGUUUAUAUCGGAGGGUUCCAGUGCAAACCUGCUAAACCUCUGCCUCAGCACUUGGAGGACUUUGUGCAGAGUUCUGGAGAGCAUGGCUUCAUCCUCAUGUCUCUGGGGACUUUUGUGACUGAACUUCCUGCUGAUGUAACAAAUGAGAUCGCUGCAGCUUUUGCUAAACUACCACAGAAAGUGAUCUGGAAGUAUAAAGGUAGUAAACCAGCCACUCUGGGCAAUAACACUUUACUGGUGGACUGGAUGCCACAGAAUGACCUUUUAGGACAUCCAAAAAUAAAACUAUUUGUGGCACAUGGAGGAACAAAUGGAGUCCAAGAAGCCCUGUAUCAUGGAGUCCCAGUUGUGGGUAUACCUGUGUUUUUUGACCAAUAUGACAACCUGCUACGUCUGAAAGAGAGAGGGGGCGCUAAGAUACUUACGUUAGCUACAGUGGACAAAGACAACAACUUCCUGAAGGCCAUAGAGGAAGUCCUGAAUGAUCCCUCCUACAGGGCGAACAUGCAGAGACUUUCCAGGCUACACAGAGAUAAGCCAGUAAAGCCACUGGAUAACGCCCUCUUCUGGAUAGAGUUUGUCAUGAGGCACAAAGGAGCAGCUCACCUGAAAGCAGAGUCCUACAGAAUGGCCUGGUAUUCCUACCACUCUGUAGAUGUAGUUCUGUUCCUGGCUGGAGCUAUGCUGCUUGUGCUUUUAACUACUUUCUACCUUAUUAGGUGUGUAUACACUGGAAUGUGUAAAUAUAAAGUGAAACAUGACUAAUGAUCAGUACACAGAUGGAUGUGAUAAUGCAUUGUGUCAUUUUAACUUUUCAUGUUUGAGUAUAACAUUCAUAUGAGCUUGUUAUAAAAAACAAACAAACUUCAUGAUCAUUAAAAGUCCGUGUUUCAAAAUAAUUCUGAGUGGAUUAACCCUAACAAGAUAAACAUAAUCAAUAAAAAAAAUGCCUUUAUACCUUUACCUGAAUAUACUGUAUGUAGUUUUGUUGUAUUCUGCCUUUGUUUAUUAGAGAAAACUGCAUUUAUGUUUGACAAACAAUAAAUAUCUUCUUAAUGAAUA